Molecule: messenger RNA, 768 nt
Organism: Nylanderia fulva
Lineage: Eukaryota; Metazoa; Arthropoda; Insecta; Hymenoptera; Formicidae
Product: Mediator complex subunit 22
Biological process (GO): regulation of transcription by RNA polymerase II
Cellular component (GO): mediator complex
Molecular function (GO): transcription coregulator activity
Source: RefSeq, a predicted model, not a curated record
GAUUUGCGCAAGUGGUGGAAGGUGGAACUUCAUCAGCUGAUUCUCCCAAAAUGGCCGACGCGUCUGUGUGUGAAAUCUUGUGACGUGAUAUAUGAAUAGUAUUCUAUGUUAUUUUAGUUGUCUUCCUCGCAAAAAAUGGCCACGCAACGUGCGCUUCCGCAGAGUAAAGAAGCUUUAUUGAAAUCUUACACGACAAGAUUGAAAGACGAUGUGAAGUCGAUGCUAGAAAAUUUCGAAGAAAUAAUUAAACUGGCGAAAGGAGAAAAUGAAUCACAAUUAUCUCGGAUGACACAAUGCGAACAGGAUACAUAUGAAAUGCAAGUCAGAGCGGCCAAUAUAGUGCGAGCUGGCGAAUCAUUAAUGAAACUGGUCUCCGAUAUAAAGCAGUAUUUAAUCCUGAAUGAUUUCCCCUCUGUAAAUGAUGCCAUAAUACAAAAUGGCAAGUUAUUUAGGACUAAACAAGUGGAGUGUGAUCAAAAAUUGGCAUCUCUGAGGGAUGACAUGGCUGCGGAUUUGUAUGAUUUAGAAGAGGAAUAUUACACUUCGAUAUACAAAUAACAUUAGUUUAAAAUUUUACAAUGAGACUGUGUUAUAACUUGAAUCAUGAUUUAAGAUGUGAUUUAUCAACUUGUACAGAUGGAACGAUUAAUGUCUAACUCUUAUGAAUUUAGACUUAUAUACAUCGAUGUAUGCAUAAAUGCAUGUUAAAGCAUUAAUGAUGCCAUGUGUAUACUAUAUAUUUAAAUAAAUAAGAUUAAUUUUCUAUAA